Molecule: messenger RNA, 210 nt
Organism: Geodia barretti
Lineage: Eukaryota; Metazoa; Porifera; Demospongiae; Tetractinellida; Geodiidae
Source: the annotation of a GenBank genome assembly
GUGAGGGUUGGCUACGAGAGUUCGAGCUAUACCAUAGCAGAACUGAGUGGUAGAGAAGAGAUUUGUGUCACUAGCCGGUCUCUGGGAAUCGAUGAAAUAUUCACCAUCAAUAUUGCCACCCACACCUCACCCAAUUCAGUGGAUCUCUUCCAGCAGACUACAAAUAGUCUUACUUUUGAUGGUACAUCUCAUACACAGUGCUACGAGGUC